GUACGAUCCAGGUAUAGCAUUAUUGUCUGACGCCCGUAUAACUCUUCCUUUCACGUCGUAGUGACUGAAAGAGCUGUCCGGCCGAGCUCUGGUGUGCAUGGAGACAGGCUUGCACCCGCGAAGCUUAUGUAUUGCAUGCAGGACGCUGAGAAGCACAGGUUUGGAACAAAAGAGCCGAGAUGAGGUGGUGCGGACACUAAGCGACGCCGGUCUUGCUGUCUGUCGUCCACUACUACGUGUUGGCUGGGGCUGGUGACAGUACUUAUACACCAGGUGCGAGAAACAGAAGGGCUUUCCCGUCACCCUAUUCCCGGCACAGCGCACGCGAAGGCCUUCUGCUACCUGGCAAAUCCGUGACAACCUCACAGCCUUCCCCUCUACGCUCAUCGACCGACAAUGGAACCACGGACCAAGGCGCACAAGCAUGAUCGCAUUGCUGAAUGGGUGGAGCAGCAGUCUGCGAUGAGGUACUCGCCCCGAUCGUACGAUCCCCCACCCAGGAUCACCAUCCCCGCCCCCAGCAGCGUCAGCCGGACUGGUUCGAGCUCAACGCGCACGACGUCUUUCUCCGAACAAUCGUCUGCAGGGCCAUCCACGCUCAAGAGACGUGCUGUGCCUCCAUCUCCGAGCCACACAAACCCAAUAUCAAUGACGGUUGCGCCCGCACCGCCCCACGAGCAGCGGACGCCGCCAUUCCCGCAGAGUCCCCCGGGAUCGGGAUACCCGAUGGCCAUGGAGGUGGCAUCGCCUCGGGUGGAAACACCUAGGGUAAGCACAAGUUAUUUGUAUGAAAGUGGUUUACAUGCCACUGACGGGGACCUCGGUACGUAGCCCACAAGGCCGUCACUGCUGAAGAAACGACGUCCGUCAGUUGCGGAGCAAGUGAAGUCGUUUGGAUCGAACAAUGUACCGUGGAAACGAGACGAACCCACAAACCAAUAGGCCUGCUGUUAUGAAAGCGUGCGUCGACCAUGAUAGCUUGAAAGUUGGCGAUGCUUUGACCGAGAUCAUCCAGGCCAAUGUAACGUCGGCGCUAUCUUCUCUUCGCAAUGUCUCAGCAUUUACAGCUGCUUUGUUCACUAAAUUAUGGCGCACAUGUAUUCGUUGUUGAGCGGCAUUGAGUAUCUGGACUUAGCCGAGGACUGGAUGGGACUCUUGCCGCUCGGACUGUAACUACUUCGCCGGUUUGAGUAGCAUGUACGGUACUUGUACUAGUGUUUUAGUGUCCAAAAACCAGAAGUGACACACUCCCCACGACCUUCAAGGAAGGCUAGAUGCUUACAAUAUACUCAUC
Messenger RNA from Phanerochaete carnosa HHB-10118-sp, 1294 nucleotides. RefSeq lists its product as uncharacterized. Bases 397 to 831 code for a protein of 144 amino acids. Lineage: Eukaryota; Fungi; Basidiomycota; Agaricomycetes; Polyporales; Phanerochaetaceae. The record is from RefSeq and is a predicted model, not a curated record. The transcript has a single exon.